CUCAGAUGGUCCUCCAAAAUCCAAUCCGCACUUUCCUCCUAGGAAUAUCUUCUAAUUGCUAAUGACCUUUAAAGCUGACUGCCCUAAAGAGGGAGAGUUGGCUUCGAAAGCCUCAAUGACUAUAGCAUUUCUUUAGGCACUGAGCUGCCGGCUUCACGCAAUGUCGUCGAUUCCAGCGGAGACCCGUUCAGGCUGGUCGUGGCCAGAAGAAGCCUCCGCGGGACCAUCUACUGAGCAAAAAGCACCUCUGCCGGGAUCAUUUGAAGAUGAAGAAUGGGACAAGCCUGAGGAGAGAUCCACGGCGAGUGCAAAUGGAACGAAUCCGACUCCCAACCGCCAGAGACAUUAUCCACCACGAACGUGCAGAAUAUGUUUGGAGACCAUACUACCAACAUUCGAACCUGCUCCGGAAGGUGUUGCAUCAAUGCUCAAUCCAACGCCGAGCGUAUCUUAUAUCUCCUCAGAUCCAGCGGCUGGCCGGCUCAUUCGACCUUGCAAGUGCAGCGGUUCGAGUCGAUACGUACACGAAGGCUGUUUACAAGCGUGGAGGCAUGCCGAUCCAGGAUACCCUCGCAGAAAUUAUUGGGAAUGUCCGACCUGCGGAUUUCGGUAUAGGCUGGAACGUAUGAGAUGGGCUCGCUGGAUUAAUAGCACCUUUUUACCACUUUUGCUUACGGUUGCCAUUAUGUUCACAGCAGUCUUUGUAUUUGGAUUUAUUGCAGACCCAAUUAUCAAUCUUUACCUCGACCCUCUGGACACAAUCACCUCAAUACCGUCAGGAGGACCGGCUUCGCUACACUUCGAAGACAGCGAUGCUGCAUCAUGGGCGGAGCACUUCCUCAAGGGAAUGGCAUCUAUUGGUCUCCUUGGUGUCGUGAAAGUCUUUUUUACAUCUCCCUGGCACUGGUGGAAUCUACGCCAGACUAGGGUAUUGGGAGUCGGUGGUCGAAGGGGUGGGACAGGGAGAGAUCGCUUAGAGGACAUUUCAUGGACAUUGGUUUUUGUUGGUCUCAUCACAUUCUUAUUGGCCGUAUGGAAAUGGGUCCAUGCUUGGAGUCGAAGAGCGCUUGAGAAAGCCGGUGAACGUGUUGCUGAUGUUCAAGGAGAUGACGAUGACUUCGAAGAACAACCAGGUGCCAGUGGCUCGGCUACAGCAAAUUCAGAAAGUGAAACUCCGAACACACAAUAGCAUAUCAAAGAUCCGCGUUUUCCAGGAAAGUCCUGGAAUAUUUGUAAAUCGGGCGAGUCCACUAAUUAACAAUUAUUAUGAGGUCGAACGCCUUGGUUUAAAGUGUCACGGUGAC
Messenger RNA from Amorphotheca resinae ATCC 22711, 1304 nucleotides. RefSeq lists its product as hypothetical. Gene Ontology annotation, molecular function: zinc ion binding. NCBI's taxonomy places the organism in Eukaryota, Fungi, Ascomycota, Leotiomycetes, Helotiales, Amorphothecaceae. The transcript has 2 exons. The record is from RefSeq and is a predicted model, not a curated record. The coding region runs from base 161 to 1189 and encodes 342 amino acids.